AUGACUUUACAAUUAACAAAAUCUAAAAGUUCUAUCAAAUUAAAUGAAAAAUUAUCAAUCAAUUAUAUUCAAAAAGUUUACGGCAUCUCUGUUUCUUCCAUAUUAUAUAUUCGCAAGAUAUUUCCUGAGAAUGCAUUCGAAAAAAUAAAAGAUAAAAGUAUGGAUCUGAACGUUUUAAUAGCUGAUGAACAUGAUCCGAAUGCUUAUUAUGUUUAUAAAAUGAUGCAAGGUUGUUAUGAUGCCAUCAAAAAGAAAUAUUUAAAAAAAGUCAUAAUGGGUUUCUAUAUAGAAGAGGACAUAGCAAAAAAUUUUAUAGAAUACUAUAUAUUCCAAUUUAGUUCUAAUAAUAAAAUGCAAGUAAAAAUUAAAAAAAACAAAAAUGUUGAUAAACUAACUUCUUAUAAAUCCGAUAAUCCAUUAAAUCUUAUACAAUCUUUGGAGAAAUUAAAAAAUAUUUUUAUCAAAUUGCCUAGAAAUACCCGAGUAUCUAUGAGAAUUUUUUAUUAUGAGGAUAUAACACCACUUGAUUACCAAGCUCCUGGAUUUAUUUCUACGAGGGAUUUCGACAAAUUAUGUAAAUUAAAUCAAUUAAAAAUAGGACAAAUGACAACAAAAUGGCAUAUGUUAUCGUUAAAUGUGUUUACAAAUAGAAAUCUUAUGCAGGAUAUAGAGAUUGCUUCAACGAACAAAAAUAUUUCGACAUUCUUGGAUUAUGAAAGUGAUCUAAAUUCUCCACUUCCUCUUGCAAAGGAUCAAACUUGUAGUAACUAUGAUGAUGUUAAUGUCUAUAAUAUACAAUGUCCUUGCCAAAUAAAGGAUAUAUUAGAAGGAAAUAUGUUAGUAUGCAACAUUUGCAGGAAAUAUCAACAUGGUGCUUGCCACAAAAAUUUAGAUAUAUCGACUAUUCAAAAUCAUACGUGCAUAAAAUAUGGAGACGAAUCUUAA
Molecule: messenger RNA, 945 nt
Organism: Gordionus sp. m RMFG-2023
Lineage: Eukaryota; Metazoa; Nematomorpha; Gordioida; Chordodea; Parachordodidae
Product: HORMA domain-containing protein 1-like
Exons: 2
Coding region: 1-945 (314 amino acids)
Source: RefSeq, a predicted model, not a curated record